Molecule: messenger RNA, 1832 nt
Organism: Myotis brandtii (Brandt's bat)
Lineage: Eukaryota; Metazoa; Chordata; Mammalia; Chiroptera; Vespertilionidae
Gene: SETD9
Product: SET domain containing 9
Exons: 4
Coding region: 144-665 (173 amino acids)
Molecular function (GO): protein binding
Source: RefSeq, a predicted model, not a curated record
CUGUGCAGACACGUUGGUUCUGUGCUCUAUCUGCUAUUGGGCCCCAUUCAAACGGUGAAAUUGCCAAAGAGAAUGUGAUGGUCCAACUUGGAGGUAAAAUAUUGGAGAAAAGUGUGAGAAAUUAAAACAAGUUCUUACGUGUUAUGUAUAUGUUCCAGAGAAAGGUCCUUACCAUGGUGUUAGUGGGUUUUACAUGUUGCUGUAAUAUCCCUUUGUCUUGUUGCAUGACAGGUACAGUAUAUCAGAAAUAUGAGCCAAUCUUUUUCCAGUCGAUUGGAAAUCCAUUUAUUUUUAGAUGCUUGGAUGGCGUGCUCAUUGAUGGAAAUGACAAGGGAAUAUCGAAAGUUGUGUACAGAUCUUGCAAUGGAAGGGACAGACUUGGCCCUUUAAGAAUGAGCGAUAGCACUUGGCUAACAUCAGAAAUGCAGAACCCUCUGGCGGUAGGCCAGUAUGUCAACAAUUGCUCCAAUGACAGACCAGCGAACGUCUGCUAUCAGGAGUUUGACGUGCCCGCGGGCUUCCCUGUGGAACUGAAGCAGUACCUGCCCAACACCACCUACAGCUGUGCCCAGCAAAGGCCGCUGCGCUGCGUCGUUCUCGUUGCUCUCAGGGACGUCAGACAAGGAGAAGAGCUUUUCUCAAACUACUACACGGUUGUCAGCUGACUCUUUGAAUAAGGAUCGGGUUUUCUAUUCAAUUCAUGUUAAUAUUUUGGUUAAUCACUUCUGAAUUCGAGUGGGAAUUUAUUUCUAUUUUGUUUCAAUUCCAUGAUAAAAAUUAUUUGCUCAAUUUCAAUUUCAAAUUUGCAGUGCUAUUCCAAUUUUCAUUUUCACCUAAAUACAGUAAUUAAAUUAAAACCUACUGCCUGAAUUUAUAAUUUUUCUUUUAAUAUAUCUUGUGUCCAUCUACAUGUGUGGUUAUAAAAUGUUAGCCAAGUUAUCAGCAAUUAUUUUACUGUUGAUGUAUAUGAACUUCUGAAAAAUGUUUUUCUAGAAUAAGCUAAAGCCAAACAUUUUUUGUUCCCAUGAGUUAAUUGGUGUGUGUGUAAAGACUGUUUUAGCUAAGGGAGAAACGGGCGGGGGGUCAUACCAUUUUCUCUAUUUGCACAUUUACACAGAGAUUAAAGCAGCAUGAGACUGUUUGGCAUGUGGGGGAACACCGGCACGAGCGCUCCUGUCUCCACGUGGCGUCCCCGACGCAUGUGAAUGCCGGGUGCGCCUAAUGAGCCCGUGUGCAUCAGGGCCAGAGGCCUGGGAGAGGUCAGAGACGCCCCAGGCUCAGAGCCUGCCACUGACGGCGAUUGUGGCCCGAAGGGACGAGGCCUGGGAGUCACCAGAUGAUUCUGCUCCUGCCCCUGAAGGCCUGAAACACUGUGUAGCUCUCACGGGGCACCUGGCUGCCUUCAGACGCCGCCCGGAGGGCAGUGUCCCCGAGCCCUGCACAGCGAGCUCGCUGGUGUCUGCGGGUGAAGGAAUGUGCUUUUAGACAAGUAACCAGAGCGGAGGAGUCAGGGUUUCGUUUCCAUCUUCCCUCUCCUGUCCUUACACAGAAUCCCGACAUCGUGUGCCAUCAGAUCGGAGACUAAGGGAGCCACAGAGAAAGCUCUGGUCAGAGCAAGGGGCGUGGGGGACGCCUGGGAAAGCUAAAGGCUUAGGGAAGUCGUUCUAGAGUCGACUGAAUGUGACUAUUAUGAAGAAAACUACCAUAAAUAUGUCAAAUAAUGUGACCAAAUUUCAGGUAUCAUGUCUUCUUAGAAGCCACUUACAACAGUGUUUGACACAUUAAGAUGUUCAUUAAAUAUUUCCUGAAUUAAAUUUAAAGCAUAAUCCUCA